AUGAAGGCGAUGAUGGCGGAGGCGUCCAAGGGCGGCGGGGCCGCCCCCACCGUGACGCGUUUCAAGGGGCUGGGGGAGAUGAUGCCGACGCAGCUCUGGGACACGACCCUCAACCCUGCCAGCAGGCUGCUGCGGCGCCUGACGAUGGACGACGCGGCCGAGGCCAGCCACACCUUCACGCUGCUGAUGGGCGACAAGGUGGCGCCCCGGCGGCAGCUCAUAGAGGAGUACGGCAGCAGGCUCACGCUGGCCGAGCUGGACGUAUGA
This is a messenger RNA of Monoraphidium neglectum, 267 nucleotides long. RefSeq names its product DNA gyrase subunit B. Bases 1 to 267 code for a protein of 88 amino acids. Gene Ontology annotation, molecular function: DNA binding; DNA topoisomerase type II (double strand cut, ATP-hydrolyzing) activity; ATP binding. Lineage: Eukaryota; Viridiplantae; Chlorophyta; Chlorophyceae; Sphaeropleales; Selenastraceae. The transcript has 2 exons. The record is from RefSeq and is a predicted model, not a curated record. Gene Ontology annotation, biological process: DNA topological change.